Messenger RNA from Colossoma macropomum (tambaqui), 4257 nucleotides. It is a transcript of the gene fosb, whose product is annotated as FBJ murine osteosarcoma viral oncogene homolog B. The record is from RefSeq and is a predicted model, not a curated record. The transcript is spliced from 5 exons. Lineage: Eukaryota; Metazoa; Chordata; Actinopteri; Characiformes; Serrasalmidae. Gene Ontology annotation, biological process: regulation of transcription by RNA polymerase II. Gene Ontology annotation, cellular component: nucleus. Gene Ontology annotation, molecular function: RNA polymerase II cis-regulatory region sequence-specific DNA binding; DNA-binding transcription factor activity, RNA polymerase II-specific. The coding region runs from base 237 to 1541 and encodes 434 amino acids.
UUCAUUCAAAGACGAACAGCUCGGCGCCGAGAAAACGACUCCACGACCGCCUUUCGUUCUGUGAACACACACACGUCACACUGCUGGGGGGAUAACCAUUCAAUUUCAUGGAUUUAUAAAUGCACAUCUUUAAAAAAAGAGCGAGGCGUCACGGAUUUUACCCGGAACGCGCGGAGGUGAUACUUGGAUUGGAGUUUUGAAAGUGUUCUCCGGCGCAGAACUGGACUGCCAUCUUAAUGCAACUUUUUUGGAAAGAGACUAAGGGCAUCUUGACGGAGUCUUCAAGUAAAUCUUGUUACGCCUUGCCAGAAAGUGCACCACAACAACGCCGCAUCUCUCACUGGCUGACAGGUGACGUUCCGUUUUCGCCGGGAGCGCUAGGUUUCUCGGCUCCUCUCGGCUCUGCCGGGGAGAUGUUCCAGGGGUUCCCCGGAGACCUCGACACCGGUUCCCGUGGAAGUUCGUCCCCUUCUGCCGAAUCGCAGUACCUGUCCUCCGUGGACUCCUUCGGGAGCCCGCCCACCACCAGUGCGCCACAAGAGUGUGUAUCUGCCGCUGGCGGUGUAGGGGCGGGUGGCGGGACAGCCGGCAGCGGAGCAGGGGUGGAGAUGCCUGGCUCCUUUGUACCCACGGUGACGGCCAUCACCACAAGCCAGGACCUGCAGUGGAUGGUGCAGCCCACCCUCAUCUCCUCCGUGGCACCUGGGCAGAGUGGCACAGGCACGACCACCAUGACCCAGCCGGUGGGCCUGGACCCUUACGAUCUGCCAGGGCCUAGUUUCUCCUCUGGCUCAGGCUUCACCCCCCCCAGCUCAGACACUCCGGGCCCAGUCCGCCAGUCUCGUAGCCGCCGCCGCACUCGGGAUGAAACGCUGACUCCAGAAGAGGAGGAGAAGAGGCGCGUCAGAAGAGAGAGAAACAAACUGGCUGCAGCCAAGUGUCGUAAUCGGCGGCGUGAGCUUACAGACAGACUGCAAUCGGAGACAGACAUAUUAGAGGAGGAGAAGGCCGAGCUGGAGGCCGAGAUUUCGGAGCUGCAGAAGGAGAAGGAGCGACUUGAGUUUGUGCUCAUCGCCCACCAGCCCGGCUGCAAGAUCCCGUACCAGGAGGAGGCUCCGGCGCAGCUGCAGCAGCAGACGCCCCCGCCUCCUGCACCUGUCUCCGUGGUGGGACUGACUGUGAAGGAGGACACUUUCUACCUGCCUCCUGCUUACUCGUCCCACCACCACCACCUGCCAGGCUCAUCGCAGACUCAGCCACCUUCGGCGCAGCAGCAGCCACCGCAGCAGCAGCAGGGGAUGAUGCAGGAGGUAGCCUUUUCUAGUUCUUUCUAUGAGCAGAGCCAGCCGGCGCCGGGCGGCCCGUGCCUCGUUGCCGACGGUGGCGGUAACCCUGACGCCGGCAGCUACAACCCCUCAUACACAUCUUCAUUUGUGUUCACCUACCCAGAGGGAGCCUGCGGGGUCAGCGCUAACCAGCGAACCAGCAGCAGCGAGCAGUCCUCUGACUCCCUGAACUCGCCCUCACUUCUUGCGCUCUGAGAGCCCUGCUCUUUCCUGCCUGUCCUUGUUCUUUUCACAUACUCACACAUAUCAACGUGCAUAUACAAACACGAAAUUUACUUCAUUGAUUGCAGAGCCGCACGCAGAGUUUCAUAGUCAUGUUUAGUGAGAUUGCAUUCACUUCUGUUAGCAUAAUACCUUUGUUAUUUCAUGUUAAGCUUCAGACGUCUUAGUACCGUAUUUAUUCAAAGCCUUUGGGCAUUUUUCGGUGAAUUAUUUUUGCACACAUAGUUCAGAAUUGGAAAUAUUGUCAAAUACCUCGACCGGUCAGCAGUCCUCUCAGUUUUAUCGCUCCAACCAAGCAAUUCUGCACCAUCCUUAAGUGCUUUAGUAGCUUAAAUCGAGCCUGAAUGACUUCAUCAAGUAUUAAUUUGUAUUGAAUUCAGGCAUAGUAUUGAAAUGAGUCACCACCGCCAGAGCCUGUGACAUCCCCGCACAUCCACACUCACACAUUCAAAAGACACCUUAUAACACAAGCACUUAGUUAUACUUAUCCCUUCCCGCUGCUCUCUCUCUCUCUCUGCUCCUGCUCACAUUGGUGUUCCAUCUCUCUCUUUCUCACCAUGCCAAUCGUCUGCAGAGUGUAUUUGUCUGAGCUGAAAAAAAGGGGACAAAGAACUUUUGUGGCUUCCAUACUUGGUUUUUGGGUUUUUUGGGGAGACUGCGAAAUCCUGCAAAUCCUCCCACCCCCGCUUUCUUCAUCCCUCCAUCUAAUCCUCCUCUUGCUUCUUCUUUGUCAUUGUGCUGGGACUAUGAAAAUGAGGGACAUUGUUGCCCAUCCAACAGUCAAUCAAUCAGUCAAUCAAUCAAUCAAUCAGUCUAUCUCUAUCUAUCUCUCUUUUUCUUGUCUCCCCCGUCGUCCAUCUGCCCAUCUGUUUCUCCUCUCUCCUGUCUCUAUGUACCUCUGGUUCUCUGUGAAGUCUUCAGCCCCUGAGAGCCCAUUGGACCCUGAAAGCCCCUGGACCCUUGAAUGAUCGGCGGGCCACCCCAGAGCCACAGACCCCCACCCCUCCCCAGCAUGGACCAGCCUGCUGCACUGCACAGAGGAACCGCAGAGCUUUUUACUAUGAGCAGACCUUUCAAAACAGCCAACACCAGCUAUAGCAUGCAGAUCAAACGACGGCAAGCGGAGUUUCAGGCCACAGCAGGCCCAAAGGCAUGGGAUUCCUUUGUUACAUCCUUCAUGAGGAUUUGCUUGAACGGUUGGGCAAAUGUAGGGAACAGACUGAUGUAGGGAAGGGGCUUGAAGAGUUUAAGGCCAGCAGAGGAGCUCUUAGGCACGGCCGUGCCCAUCCGAGGUCUGGAGGCCUCUGAGAAGCAAAAAGGAGAGAAAAGGCUGACCUUCACUUUGCAGCUCUCCACUUCUGAAUCCACCCUGUCUGGUUUCCCAUGUCAUCUCUUGCCUGUUAUUUGUCCUUGUGUUUUCCAGACCAUUUAAAUGCCACACCCCCUCCACCGAAGACAGUUUUCUGUGGUUUCCUGUCCAUUUCCAUGAUAGUAUUAGCUUUGACCCCUCAAAAAAAGUGGCCUAACUGAAGGUUACAUACAAAAGGCGGCUCUUAAUGUAAGUGGCACAUGUCUUGUCAGUCAGUGUUGGCUAGCUUGGUUUUGAGAAACCUUGAAAAAAAAGUGAAAAAAAGAACUUUUGAAAAUUUUUGAAACAACCUCUUAGCACUUGGACUAGUGGCCUCUGUAAGUUCCCAUAGUCCUUUACAGCCUGACUCUGUCCUUUAGUAACCCAUCGUGGGCAGCUGCAGGCUUUUAUUGUGAAAGGGCAUCACUGAAGCUGCUUCUCCAGUUUAUUUCUUUCUUUAAGGAGGUUGACAUGUUGAGAAAGCACAAUUGUGGGCCAAAGCAGAUGGAGGAAGAAAGACAGGAGUUGUUUAUGAAUAUGAAAACUUUAUUUUCCUGUGAAUUUGCUAAUUAUUGUUUUUUGAUAUCUUGAGUUAAGGACCUUUUUUUUGUUACGCUUUUCUCUUUUGCUAUUGAUUGUGCCGUUGCUGCCAAAUGGAGGAACUUUGCGGGGGGCCGUGAGUCGCUCCUUUUCUCUGUUACUGUUGUCUUAUUGUAAUUAUAAAAAUAUUGUUAUUAUUAUUAUUAAUAAUAUUAUUUCAUUGUUAUCAACAUUUGGCAACUAAAAAAGACAUGUUGUGCACUAUGAACCUUUUUUAUGUCAUAAAGUAUCCUAAAAAAAUGCUCUAUAUUAUGUAUGCGUAUAUAUACAUAUUCAUUGUGUAUAUAUACUGUAUGUACAAUGAUUGUAAUGUAUGAAUGCUCAGAAAUGUAAAAUGGUUAUUUUUGUUAAUGAAGACAGGAGGGCGAGCUUGUUGCAGCUGGUUUUGGUUUUAAACAUAGAUAUUUUUCUAAAAGAACAAAAAACUAUAUUAUGAUAUACAAUAAUAGCCCGCCUUUCCCUCAAUAUGAAAAGCAUUGUCACUGCCUUUGCUCUAUUUGCUGUGUAUUUAUAUGUUCUAUAUAUAAAACACAUUGCUAUGUAUGAUGAGUAUAUUCGAACUGUGGUGCAUAUAAUGGUAUAUAUGUAUCAUGGGUUUAUGGAGGUGAUCUUGUGCUUUUUUUUUUUCGCUCGUGCUUAGUUUGUCAGUGUGAGGUUGGUCCCACAGCCCUUGCUCAUCGACCCCUGUGGACAAAACACACUGGACGCAAACAAAUAAUAAAUAAUAAAACAAAGUGAAGA